Messenger RNA from Cooperia oncophora, 1665 nucleotides. The record is from the annotation of a GenBank genome assembly. NCBI's taxonomy places the organism in Eukaryota, Metazoa, Nematoda, Chromadorea, Rhabditida, Trichostrongylidae.
AUGAUACCCAGUCCUUCAAGCAAGGAGAGAAAACUGUUGAAACCCCAUAACCCUGGAACUUCGCCUGUAAAGAUAUGUCAACCUCCGGUGCGUUCUCCUCUGGUAACACCUACGAAGAGUUACGGUGACAGAUUCAUUCCGAUUCGAAAACCCAGUCAGGAGUGGACUACGCGGUACAACGCCAUAGUUUGUCCAGAACAAGAAUCUCCUGUUAGCUUCAAGCGUCCUACAGCAAAUCGUACUCCAACAACUACAACAACUGUGACAAACAAUAAUGGCAGUCCCAGCUCACAGUACAACCAAAAUCAGAACACUAAUAGUGAAGAAUCACGACAGGAUCAGAUGGUUGUGCGAGCACUGCUUCGCAACGAGUUGCUGCAGGAUAGAAUCGACGAUAUACGAGCAAGUUUUGCCCUUUUUCUUUCAAAAAGAUUGUCGUGCUACAAGGAUCUGGAAACUGAGAAGCCGCCAAGUAGCCCGGCUGGAGGCCUUUUCAGCUACAUAAAGCGAACACCGACUAAAUUGGGAGAUCCUAGUACUUCCCAUAGCUUCGCCUUGUCGCCUUUUUCUGGACCAUUGAGUGAGGACAGUCAGAGGCUUCUGAAAAGUCCUCGGAAACCACAAAGGAAAGUCCCAAAAAACCCGUACAAGGUGUUAGAUGCUCCCGAGCUUCAAGACGACUUUUAUUUGAAUCUAGUCGAUUGGUCUUCGCAAAAUAUGUUGUCUGUGGGUCUGAAUACUUGUGUCUAUCUGUGGAGCGCCUGCAACAGUCAGGUUGUUAAAUUAUGUGAUCUGGUGAAUGAUCAGGACACUGUAACUUCUGUGCAAUGGGCAGACAAAGGCGAACUCCUUGCUGUUGGUACGAAUCGCGGCAUCACUCAGAUUUGGGACGUGCAUAGUCAAAAGAUGACCAUGGAGCUGUCUGGUCAUACGUCACGCGUUGGCUGCUUGGCUUGGAAUGGCGACCUCGUCUGUUCAGGCAGUCGCGAUCGUCACAUUAUCCAACGUGACAUUCGUCAACCACAUAACACAGAAAAGAAAAUGAGCGCACAUCGUCAAGAGGUCUGUGGUCUGAAGUGGUCGCCCGAUAAGCAGUAUCUCGCAUCAGGUGGAAAUGAUAACCAGUUGUUGGUAUGGUCUAUGCGACGUACUGAUCCAAGCCAGGUAUGCAAUGUAGCGUGGUCAAAGCACAGCAGUGAACUUGUGUCGACCCAUGGGUAUUCUCUGAAUCAGACAUUCACAGAACACAGUGCAGCGGUGAAGGCACUUGCAUGGUCACCACAUCAUCAUGGUCUCCUAGUGUCUGGAGGUGGAACUGCUGAUCGUCAUUUGCGAUUCUGGAACACGUUGACCGGUCAGCCGAUGCAAGCUAUCGAUACGGGAAGUCAGGCAAGUACCGCGUGGUCAAAGCACAGCAGUGAACUUGUGUCGACCCAUGGGUAUUCUCUGAAUCAGGUUAUAAUAUGGAAAUAUCCGAGCCUUCAACCGGUGACGAAGCUUUCUGGUCAUCAAUUCCGUGUUUUAUAUUUGGCAAUGUCGCCUGAUGGAGAGUCGAUCGUAACGGGAGCCGGUGACGAAACGUUGCGAUUUUGGCACGUAUUCAGUAAAUCUGGCCAGCAAAGAGCCGCUCGAAGCAAGUUGAAUCUCUUUCACAGUUUGCGAUGA